UGUCAUCUCUGAUUAACAUUCUAAUAUAAGCCACAGCAAGUGCUUCUUUCAGUGUGCUUUUUGCUUCUCUUCCGGGGGAAUUUGCUCGUACUAUGAGGAAGGGUAUGGGCCUGUGCAUGAGCAAAAGGUGAGGGUCUAUAAGAAGGGAUCCAUACAGGCAGAGAUUUUCAUUGAAAAGCUAGCAACAAUUUUAAGGCUGUUUCUGCCCUUUGUUUUUCUCUUACGUUUUCAGCUUCAAGUUGUGUCAUUUCAACAUCAUGGCUUCAUCAAAUAGAAAUUGGCCUAGCUUGUUCAAGUCCAAACCCAAAUGGCAGCAUGAAUCAACUGGUUGCCACAGAACCCCAUACACCUCAGUGCCCGGAUACGAAGAGAGAACUCCUGAACCUAAGCCUAGAUGGAACCCGAGACCCGAGCAAAUACGUAUGCUGGAAGCUAUUUUCAACUCAGGAAUGGUGAAUCCUCCAAGAGACGAAAUAAGGAAAAUUAGGGCUCAAUUGCAACAGUAUGGCCAAGUUGGAGAUGCCAAUGUUUUCUAUUGGUUUCAGAAUAGAAAAUCAAGAAGCAAACAGAAGAACAGACAACUCCACAAAACCAAGUCACAAACUCACACCACCACCGCUUCAAUUUCACCACUGUCGGAUAAAUCGCCUCCAAAUAAUUCAACAGAAAAGGUGAUCUUCUCAGUUGGAUAUACUGGUUCGAUGGAAGUAUCCAAUUCUCCAAGUGGUUCAGCCAACCAAUCUAUUUUCCAAACUCCGAGCGAGUUUGUGGCAGAACCCUAUUUUUUUCCGAUGCAACAAAGCCCAUCAACUGCUGCUUUUACAGAAGGGUUUUGCUUUCCAGAUGUAUCUGAUCAUGUUAUAGAUCAUACGGAUGGAAAUUGUUGCUCAAAUCUCUUAUUCAGUGAACUGAUGCUGAUGAAUCAUGAGCCGUCCAAAAAAGCUAAUCAGAAUGACCAUGAGAAUAUGAAAUUGCAGCAACUACUGAAUUACAGUGUGACUAGGGCUCCAACUUCUACACACUCCGUUAAUGUUUUUCCUCCUACUCCUUGUGUCCCAUCCCCAAAGAAUCACAUUCAAGGUGUAGUUGAAUCAGGAGGAGGGGGUUCCACAAAAUCAACAGUGUUCAUCAAUGAUGUGUGCUUUGAGGUUGCAGUGGGAGAAUUAUUUAAUAUUAGGGAGGCAUUUGGUGAUGAUGCAGUGCUUAUGCAUUCAUCUGGUCAGCCUGUUUUGACCAAUGAAUUGGGGCUCACACUUCAGCCACUUCAUCAUGGGGCUUUUUACUACUUGUCGUGGUCCGAACAUGCCAUGGGCCCCUCGAGUCAGAGCUCAAAACGGUCUAAUUGUAUGGUUUAACCAGGUUUUUCUUCUUCGCAUCUCUCGUAUUGUCUUUUAUUUUCUUUAAUACAUAAACAGGCCUAUACAGACAUCCUGGCGUGGCACGAUCGUGCCACCUAAAAUCGAACCUUCUGACUGCAGGGGCAACAUGGUCGAGUUGGACCUGCCUUCCAACACAUUUUAACUCCGCCACUUUUAAAUUUUAACUCGUGUUAUUUAUAUGGCUUCAAGAAGCCAUACUGAUUUUUACCUGUGUUUUCAUGCACACACAGAUUUAGAAGUGAUGUUGGUAGAGAAGGGUUCCUCUUUAUAGUUUUUGCUUGUUUCCAUUUCAUCUCUCUGUCUUGUACAUUGUUUCUAGUUACCCGAUUGGUGCAUAUGGGAUAUUAUGAUAAUGUGAAGGCUAUCAAACAUGAAGCUAUGUUUGCACUUCGUUUUGAUGAACCAGCUAGUCUGAUUGUAUGAUAUAUUUACAUUUCUUGUUU
Messenger RNA from Olea europaea var. sylvestris, 1822 nucleotides. RefSeq names its product WUSCHEL-related homeobox 9-like. NCBI's taxonomy places the organism in Eukaryota, Viridiplantae, Streptophyta, Magnoliopsida, Lamiales, Oleaceae. Gene Ontology annotation, molecular function: DNA binding; DNA-binding transcription factor activity. The record is from RefSeq and is a predicted model, not a curated record. The coding region runs from base 258 to 1355 and encodes 365 amino acids. The transcript has 5 exons. Gene Ontology annotation, biological process: regulation of developmental process.